AUGAAGCGAAUUAUCACUCACUUCUUGGGUGACGUCUCUUUCGAGACCAGCAGUCUCCAGAAAAUUGCAGACACCCUAGAUCAGGGUCAGCAGCAGUCGGAUAGCGAUUCAGUCGAUUCGAACGAUGCUACCCCGACAAAUGACUACUCUAUAGAUCCUCUUUCGACUAGCACAAUGCAUUAUUCGGGGGAGUUGUCCCAUUGGAACUUCUCCAGAAUGCUCGGACGACGCCUACAAAGUCUUGGGGAAAGGACAGGGCAAAGCAAGAGUCUAGACCAGGCUGAGGGUUUCUUUCGGGCUACUGCUCUGCAAUCAGCUGGCUCUUGUGUCGCCCUUGCUAAAACUUAUUUUCCGCCAAAACAUAUCGCGGAAUUCUUGACAAGCGCUUUUUUGAAAUUCAGCCAAACGAAUUAUUUUUAUUUUCACGAACCUACUUUCCGCGAGAAACUGAACUUCUACUAUGCCACUGACCACACGCUAUCAAUCAAUGACGCUGGCUGGAUAUGCACUCUUCUCAUGACUUUCGCAAUUGGCACGCAGUUUGCCGAUAUGCAGAUCAAAUCAAUACCUGGUAGUAGUGCCUCUGCUACUGAAACUAGUCCUGAUGACCACAUAGGGUUGGAGCUCUAUCGGUUUUCAUGUCGACUCAUUCCGGAUCUUAUCACAGUUGCAAGUGUGGAGACUGUCCAGGCCUUUUUACUUCUGGGUGUGUAUACUUUGCCGAUCGACACAGCAGGUUUGGCGUACAUUUACUAUGGCCUCGCGAUUAAGAUGGCAAUUCAAAAUGGUAUGCACCGCAAGCUAUUUGAAGGCAACGUAGCCCCAGAGAUUGUUGAGGUGCGAAAUCGCCUUUGGUGGUCUGCAUAUUCGCUGGAAAAUCGCAUCGGUAUUCUACAUGGCCGCCCUUUAUCUGUGUCUCCUGCCGAAAUCGAUACCCCCAUGCCUGUCGAUCUUCCGGCUCUACGACCAAUUGACCAAUUGACCAACCUACCCAACUUCACCGCUACGAUCGUCUUGACGAAUCAUUUGGCAAAAGCCGCGGAAGCGAUGAGGUCUCUGCGACGUUGCCGGAGGGCCAAAAAGAAGAAGUACCUUCGGCAACUUGCCGCAACCCGCGAUCGACUAAGCUCAUGGUGGGAAAGUCUCCCCACUGAGAUCCACUGCCGACAUCUGGCUCCUGCCGGAGCAUACUUUCGUUGCAAUGUGCACCUUGAAAUCUAUUACAGGACAACCUUGAUCUAUAUGGGCCGUCCUUUCAUCAUAUCUCAAGCAACAUCUGGGUCAUUCAACCUGGACUCGGGCUCAACCAUGCAUGAAGUCCCAGAUAUCGUGAACACUCUUCGACGAGACUCACUUCAUGCGGCGCUUAGAGUGAUCGAGCUUUGUCAGCUUUUACAAGACUCUGUCGGCCUCGCGCGUGUCUCAUAUACCGAAUUUAAUGGGUGCCGCGUUGCUCUAUUGGCUCUCAUUGCCCAUAGCAUCAACGAACCAACGAGCAGGAUAUCCAGUGUCUUGACUCAAGGUAUGGGGCUCAUCCGUCAGAUCUGUCCCGGGCUGGAAUCCGCGCGAUCUGAAGUGGCUGUCAUCGAAGCGCUUGAACGCGCAAGGCAACGGCUUCAUAGUCAUACCGUGGAAGGGCAGAGCGGCGUGACAGAUCAUACAACAGGCUAUGAUCAAUUCAAAGAAUGGGCAAAACUUUGGCGAGGAGAUCCGCUGGAUGGUAGCGAUGUCCUCGUCUCGACAAAUUUGGAGAUGCCGUCUGAACAGCGCUCUCCCAACUCUGUUCCUUCUUUUGAUGGAUUCUUCUCAUCUUUUCCCAAUGAGCUGGGUGAAUUCACCGCCAUCCCGGGGCUAAAUUACGAUUUGUCACUAGCCCAGGAAUGGUUGGGUGGCCCUCAACCUGAAGAUUCCGAAUGGUUCAUGAAUCAACCACUCUGA
Penicillium samsonianum is the source of this 1938-nucleotide messenger RNA. RefSeq names its product fungal specific transcription factor domain-containing protein. The transcript is spliced from 4 exons. The coding region runs from base 1 to 1938 and encodes 645 amino acids. Gene Ontology annotation, biological process: DNA-templated transcription. Lineage: Eukaryota; Fungi; Ascomycota; Eurotiomycetes; Eurotiales; Aspergillaceae. The record is from RefSeq and is a predicted model, not a curated record. Gene Ontology annotation, molecular function: DNA binding; zinc ion binding.